CCUCAGGUUAUAAAUUUAUAAUCGUAUUAUACUAUACUAAGUAACGAUUCUAGGAUAAUCUAGCUACGGUUAUAAAACCCCCCGGCCCCCGCCCCCCUUUUCUAUAAGGUAUUAUACAUUAAAAGAUACGGUACUAAGAAAAUUAGUAUUCCUACCCCUGUAUUAGGAGGUUCGGGCCGGGGAUAAGCUAUCAUUGGACGCCUUAUAAAUGAGGCUCAUUACCCACUGCAAACCUUUCAAAAUUUGUCGAGCGAUUCCAUCAUCUUAUUACCACGACGCAAUUGACACGAAUGCAAAAGUCAUCAUCAGAGCCGAACAACUGGAUUCGAAAUGACUAAAUUUCUUCCAUUCCCAUCCCCAAUGAGGAUCGGGAGUGAUAUCUGUAGCAUCUUUCGGAUUUGGGACAUCGUUGCGAGGGAUCAGGUGGGUUUCGUUAGGAGGGUGUUGACGGAGAAGGAGAGGGAGUGUUACAAGGAACGAUUACUUUCUCCUUUGGCAGUUGCUGAGGAUGCGAAAGCUGAUCCUUGGAAGCGUUUCGUACCGCUUCUUGGAGAAUAUCUCAAGAAGAACAUGAGUUCGAUGCAGGACUCUCAUGAGCUUAUUUCAAACCUCCGCCUUGAGGAAAACCCGUCAGAGAAACAGCGAUUCCGGAUUUCAUUGGCAUCGUCCUUCGGUGAUGAUGGGAAUUACAUGCUAUCGUGCGAUAAUUGGCGUUUACCGUAUGUUGCCUUUGACCCGACGACCGGUGGGGUUGGUUGGGGUAGGAUGUGUGUUGUGAUUUGGUAAAAAUGCUGACGUAUGAUUGUGGAGUAGUGAGGUUACUCAUCAAGACAUCAAAGCGAGGAUUGAAGAAAUCGACGGCAAUGCGACGAUGAGUGAUCUUGAGCUAGCUCUGGCUUUGCAAAUGAAACAUGCUAGUCGGGAAAAAUGGCCGAAACCGUUCGUUCACCGCAUUUCCCUUAUAUUGCAUCGCGAAAGCGCCUUUCGCGAAAGAUUAUUAAGUCGCCGCUCAUACUGACUAUAAAAUUAAGGAUCACUUCCCAAAUCUUCUGGCUCGGGAGAGGGAUCGCAAAGAUUCGAGGGCGUGGAAAAAUGAGUGGAAAAAUGGAUGAUGAACAAGUGAGAGAAGUACCGAUGUACGACCUGUCGAAGUUCCUCGCUGGAAGGUAUAUCGAAUUUUGUUCCCUCCACAAUUUGAAUAUCUAACUAACCUUCCACCUAGAUUCGCAGCUAAAGAAGCUAUUAUCAAAGCACACCGCCAUCGACGCAUUACCUAUCAUGAUAUCGACAUCAUAACUCCCACCGAAAGCCAAACGGAGACGGGGUCUUCGCCUCCUGUGGCGAUAGUUAAAUCCCAAGAGGGAGAUGAACAUCCUUACCGAGAGGUACAGGUGAGUAUUAGUCAUGAUAGAGCUUAUGCGACUGCUACGGCUUUGGUUUGUGAGCCUUCGUCUGGGCAGCACGAACCGUCCGAAAGCUCAAUUUGAGUUCCACAGGGCGGCUAAGUUGGGCUUCUUGCGCCGAUACUCACUGUAUGUUUACAUUGCCACGGAAAAGAAAGCGAAAGGUCAUUCGUGGGGUGGGGAUACUGGUUUGGCCCUUGAAUAUGUAACGCCGCUGUCUGGCUGGCUAACUAGCGGAGCCUUUGUAUAGCUAUGAGAGAGAGGGUAAUCUUGCGCCGGACUGUUCAAUUAGUAUGUAUGGUUAUGGGGGCAAUAAAAUAAAGAAUAGAGACCUUUCAUUGCGACA
This is a messenger RNA of Hymenoscyphus albidus, 1749 nucleotides long. The record is from the annotation of a GenBank genome assembly. NCBI's taxonomy places the organism in Eukaryota, Fungi, Ascomycota, Leotiomycetes, Helotiales, Helotiaceae.